AUGAUGCGACCAGUUCAGAAGUACAUCAAGAAGUUGGCCGAAGCUAGUGGAGAGAAAGAGGCGGCCAAAUAUCUUUUGAGGCUUGGUGAUAAUUGUAGGGACCAACUUGAUGAGCUGUUAAAGAAAAAACCGAAGACGAAUGUGCGCAAGUGGUAUAACUACAUGUGGAUCUUUUUAUCAAAAUUUGUGUCGCAGGAGCCGAUGGAAAUGCUGGAAAAGUAUCGUGAACUGUGCGCUGCGAAUCAUCGUCACAAACAUCGCGAACACAAUCACGUUCAGAAGGAUCGAUCACCGCAAAAGCAUGACGGUGAGAAAAAGAAGGACAAGGAUAGAGAUAAGAAGGACAGUAAAGAACACCAUAAGAAGAAGCACCAUCACAAGGAACACAAGCCUUUGAAAGAUCAACGAAUGUAUAAGUCUCAUGAAGGACACAAAGACCGGCAUUUCCCACGAGAAGAGGCGCCGACCGAGUACCGUAGUCCAUUGCAGGACGAGUACCGUAAUUCGCCCCUAUUCCGAGCUCCUGCACUCUCAUCAAGUUCCCGGUAG
This is a messenger RNA of Ostertagia ostertagi, 549 nucleotides long. The record is from the annotation of a GenBank genome assembly. Lineage: Eukaryota; Metazoa; Nematoda; Chromadorea; Rhabditida; Trichostrongylidae.